GCAAAGUUAGUCCAAUCAGAUGCAGCAGUGAUAAAGCCGGGAAGCUCCCACACACUGACUUGCAGAGGCUCUGGAUUUACUUUUAGUGACUAUGCUUUUCAUUGGAUCAGACAGAUUCCCAGUGGGGGGUUACAAUGGGUUGCAUCCAUAAGCAAGCCUACUGGGAGCACUAAAGAGUAUCAUGAUUCUGUUAAAGAUCGAUUUACAGUCUCCAGAGAUAAUAGUAUUAACCUGGCAUCUUUAAAAAUGGACAACCUGAAAACUGAAGACUCCGGCAUAUAUUACUGUGCUAGGCACACAGUGAUUUAA
Messenger RNA from Staurois parvus, 309 nucleotides. Lineage: Eukaryota; Metazoa; Chordata; Amphibia; Anura; Ranidae. The record is from the annotation of a GenBank genome assembly.